AGAUUAUGGAAGUUGCUACAGUUUAUCCAAUGUCAAAUAGCCUUGCUGUCUCAGCGGGAGGCAGGAUCACCUGUGGAUUCGAUGACGACAGGGAGUAUUGCAGCUGGCACAACGCGAUGGACGCAGAUCUCAAUUUCUCGAAAGCUGAAUGGAACUCAUUUUUUGAUCAAAAUCGUUUCGAUUGCUCCAAUCCUAGACCUUUUUAUCCUAGGAACAUAUUUCUUCUUGUCAAAGGCGGUCCAGACGGUGUCACUGGAAAGGCCGUACUGGAGACCACAAUACCUUGUCAAUAUGAUUCAGCGGUAAUCAAGUUUGAUAUAUGGUCCCUCACAAACACCCCGGUUUUACGUUUUUGCGUAUCAUGGUUGAAUGGUACGGGACACUGUGAGAAUGCAUAUGAUGUUCCGAACCCGAUAAACAUCACUAUACCACACUCUGUCGAACCGAUCACAGUCCGAAUUGAAAUACUGAAUAUAAACAGCAUAGAUAUCGUCUUGAUUGACAGCCUCUACUAUGAAGGACAGCUUUGUGAAUUGGUUGAUGAGAAAGAACAAAACUUUGUAACGGAUCCCACCCUACUAACUUCAAGUAUUCAACCCCAUUUGUCCAUCAAUAAAAUAACUAGAGAUGCCGAUACAAAUGAGCCCACUGUUGACCAUGCAACACAAGAUUGGGUUGGAACAGAAAUAAUAGUCGAUGGGGACACUAGAGCAAACGCUGUGAAGGUUGAUUCGACCGCUUUGGAAGAUGACCCCGACAUAGUCGCAUGCGAGGGCCUCACUUGUGAUUUUAACCACAACCAUUCUUGCUUCUAUAAACUUAGUGGAUUCGGCAGCACGUCGCCAUGGCUCAUCGGCACGAGUUUCGUGGGAAAUCGACACACCGGAGUGCAACGACUAAAUCAAGACGACUCGAAUCGAGUUGGAUUUGCCUAUGUCGGUCGCGACCACGCGGACGAAUCAAAUGAGAUUUUUGUGAUGGAAUCUCCAAAAAUCACAAUCUCCACUGAUGCCAACUUCUUGUUUGACGUAUACCUCAGAUCUUACUCACCCCAUUUCAAGGUCUGCGUGGAUUCAUUUGAAAAUUGCUUAUACGAAUCACCAUCAGUCUCGAAAAAUGCGUUUUGGAUUCGAGACAAUUCUAUUGUGUUGCAAAAAGGAGUGAGGAAGGUCUAUCUAAUUACAACUAACGUACGACAAAACCAAUUCCUGGCCGUAGAUCGUUUACGAUUGCAGCUGAGUGGAAAGCCAUGUGCAGUCCGCCGACUUUGAAUUCUAAUCAUUCCAAUUAAUCAUAUGUUUUUCAUGUACCGGUACUGAUCUCCUCCUUUUUUGUUUCCAUACUUUCUAUCUUAUGAUUUGUGCUCCUUAGCUUAUAGCAGCAGUAAACCCUCGCAGAAAAUCUAAUUGCUGCACUUCCAUGCAGCUCCCGUAUA
Molecule: messenger RNA, 1435 nt
Organism: Cylicocyclus nassatus
Lineage: Eukaryota; Metazoa; Nematoda; Chromadorea; Rhabditida; Strongylidae
Source: the annotation of a GenBank genome assembly